GUCGGAUGUUAUGAAGAAUUGGCUGGUGUUUUUUAGCGCGAGAACAUAUAUGAGUUUUCCCCAGUUACUAGAAUCGUGUUAUUUCUUUCUACAGUUCAGAGUGAGAGCAUAACAUUCUAACGAGAGAAAUGUGUUCAACGUUCAAAUGUAUUUUGUUCCCUAAAUGGCUUGCAACACAUUUCAACAGUAGCUAGUGCUACAACUCUAAAGCUAGCCAGCAUGUCAACGUUAGCUGCAAUAACUGAAUAACGCCAACGUUACUGUCUUGGGAAAAGGGAUGGAUAUGUUUCUGGGCCAUUUCACAGAGAAGAGUCGAGUGGAGCAAACCUGGCUGAGCGAAUUAUUCUUGAGUGUACGGGACAGGCUUCUCCCGGUGCUCGCCGGAAUCACUGGAGGGCUUCCUGUCGAUGAAGUGGCCCUCUCGGUUGUUUCGCGGCUGCAGGGGUGUUUUUCGUCUGACUCACUCCCUGUUAGCUUCAGAUGUGUUUGUGUGUCAGAGCUCCUCUCAAGACAGCGGACCGCCUGCUUCAGCAGUCUCACCAUGAGCACUAGUCAGCAUAGAGAGCUGACCCGAGAAGCAGAGCAGGCUCUGCCCAAUCACAAAGCCCUUUCCCGUGCCAACCUUCUGCUUAUUGGCUGUCUGAGUACAGGGGAGGAUGGUUGGAGGGUGUCUGACUCCAGCGGGAGUGUGCACUGUGAGUUGCUCGACCCAGAAACUUCUUGGAUGAACCAACCCAUGCUUUUCCCCACUUGGAACUACAUUCCCCAUAAUCCACCAGGGAAGGUGGGCCAGGAGGCUGGUUACCUGGAACUGAUUGCCUCUCCGAUCCACCUGACACCUGAUGCUGUCACCUUUGACCCUGGGGGGCCACUGUCAGAAGAAGUGCUGGGGGUCCGAGAAACUGCCAGAUGGCUGGGAGAGAAGCGAUCAGGUGGGGCCCUUGUGUGUGUAAGUGGGGAAGUGUGUACGGUGAGCCCUCUGCUGGUUAUCGCAGGAAAACGCUUCUUCUGUUUCAGUCUGAGAGAGAGGGACUUCACUGUACCUAUACUGGUGAUGGACUCCAGGUCCGUGUUCUGGCGGCCGUGUGUGUUUGUGGGCCGCUGGGUGUGUGUGUCGGCGCUGCGCGCGUCCUCUCUCAGGGGGUGGGCAGGCCACAGGGUCCUGUCCGUCACGUCACAGUCCCGCCUCGUUGCGCGCUCUCUCGCUCAUAACCAGCCCGGGACAGCCGCCACAGAGGAGACGGAGACUGAGACUGAGCGAAGUCAACGGCUCAGUCAGCAGGAGUCCCUUGCGCGCGUGCAGAGGCUCCGCGCAGACGAGCAGGCGUCUGGUGCGGACGAGCCGACGAGCGGCGCGGACGCGGAGGCAGACGCUGUGCCGAGGGAAGAGCCUCCAGCAGGUCCGUCGGCUGGCCCUGGCGCUGCUUGUGCUGUGAAGAUCAAACGCUCCAAAAUCAUCAGCUACAAGGGUGUAAUCUCAGCUGUGACCGAUCAGGAGGCAGGGCUGUACGUGAUUGACGGAAAGCUGGGCCUAUGUUUGGCCUAUCAGCCGCUGCAUUGGAACAGCGGCUUGCGUCCCGGAGCGGAGGUGGAACUUCAGCACGUUCACUUCCUUUUCCGGCCCUCGCCGCAUGGCCUUCCCACGAUGCUCUGCGCCUGCCUGCGCUCCAGCGUACGCGUGACCGCCUUUAGCACUGUGACGCCCGUUGGCCCCGCCUCAUCCUCGUCACAUGGGGCGCUGCCUCGCUUUCUACUGGAGAAAAAUCUGGGAGUGUCAGAAUACCUGUGGCUUCACUACUACUCCAACGCACUCCAGCAGAGAUUGUGCCCUCGUUGGGUGUGUGAGCGGCGGGUGUGGGUGGUCGCGUCUCGGCUGCUGGAGUGUGUGUGUGUGCACGAGCAGGGCAGAGAGCCGAGAGACAUCUACAGAGAAAUGCUGCAGGAGCCACACAAUUGCCCACUCAAUGAGUAUAGGGUGUGUGGUGCGGGUUGUGAAAUUCCCCCCAUCUCAGAGCUGUGUGAGUGGCUGAAGGAGAAGUGCUGGUCCUCUCUCUCCCUCUCCGCUCUCCUCCCCCCGUCUGCGGCGGGCCUGACACGCGCUGAGCUGAACCCGCUCCUCAGCUGGUCCUUCAGGACCUGGUCUCUUCAGGACCAGCCCAAAAUGGCUCUGCUGGUAGGAAUACUGGAGACCAGCCCGGUCACAGCCACACUCCAGUUCCGAGACCAGACAGGAGCCAUCGAUUGUGUCCUGGUGGAGACUGUUGAAGCGGGCAGCCAGCGAGCUGCAGACAACACAGCCUGGCUGGGUUGUUUGGUGUGUGCGCGGCGCUGUGCUCUUGUAGCUGAGAGAUUCCUGAAGACUAAUUUUCCAUCUUGGGAGCACCUGAACGAGGAGAAGUACAUCACUAACAAGCUCUGCAGGGUGUACCUGCAGGUGUGCGUGAGCGACCUGCACAUCCUCAGCCCCUCCACUGCCAUGAGCCUCCUGCUAGCGGAGAGCGAGAACAAGGGAACGAGAGCGAUAACAGCAAGUGGGGAGAGGAGGUCAGAGCCUGGGAGCCGAGGAAACAAGGGAGCGGGAGAGAAAACGACAGACGGGGAGAGAUCGGCAGACCCUGGAUGUAGAGUCGGCGAGGGGGCGGGAGACGAAAACACAGACAAGGAGAGGGCGUCGGAGGGUACCAGGGAUGGAGAGAUUGAGGGAGUGGGAGUGAAAGGCCCAGAGGAGAAGAGGACUGGUGGCGGUGAGCCGGGAAGGAGGAGUGCUGGAAAGAGGAUGAGAGAAGAGGAGGAGGAAGAAGGCAGCUCAGAGAGCGAACGAAUGAAACCGACAGAGAAGAGUGGAGGAGGCGACACCAAGAGACGGAGAACGGGGGACCAAGAGAGCCCCGCGGGGCAGCCGGAGCAAGGCAUUGUGGGAAGAGAGGCAGGGGCGACCUCUGACCCCUGUGUGUCGCUGGCCUUUCGUGUGGAGACUAAACAGGGCGUGGCCCUACGCAACCAUCAGCUGUUGUCAGGGGCAACACCAGGCCUGUCGCUGAGCUUUGUCACCAAGGUGACGUGUUUGGGGAAAGCACAGAGGUGGGACAAGGACCCCAGAAAUGGCCCACUGCAGGAGAGAGAGUGUGAUGGACCACACGCACAGCUUGAACUGCAGUUCAUCAGCUCUGCUGUCAGAUGGUUUCCUCUUCUGCAGCCUGGGUCUGUGUAUCGACUCAUCGCCUUACAUACAGAGGACGUCAGUGUGUUGAGUUUGAAGACUGAGAGUGUGAAGGGCGGGGUGAAAAGCCAUGGCAACCCCUCCCUCGUGGUCCAGUCUCUGUGGCGCAUCAACACGCUGGCACACACUCCCCUGACUACACAGAUGGGUCCCUCUGAGGCACUAAACAUCAAAACUGUAUCUCAGAUCCUACACAGCAGCUCCUGUCCAGAGAUUGUGUCCUUUUACGGCGUUAUAUCUCAGCGAAUCACGUUGAAGGAGGAACAGGGAAAGCCCCCGGUCAUCCAAUCACUGAUCAAGACUAAAGGUGUGUGUGUAGAGACAGACCUCAGGUUCCGGCUGACCAUAGAGGAUGCAGAAGUAUCAACUCCGAGCAUCCAGGUGUAUCUGGACCUAACCCACAAUCCCUUCAUCCCUGGCCUGCUUCCCGGGGCAACAGUAGUGCUCCAUGCCUUCCAGCGCUCAGUGUCCAGGAAGGGUAACGUUUACUGCCGCUUUCUGCCUAUCAGCUGUGUGACCGUUUCUGCACUGGGGUCAGAGGAUUCAGACUCCUCUCGGCACCGGCCGCCUCCUCCCAUGAUGCUGUUGGGUGAGUGGGCGCGCCCUGAGGAGGGGCAGCAUUGCAUGCUGGGUCGUGUCAAAGCACAUGUGACCUGUGUGCUGCACCUUAAGAUGCAGUGGACCUGCUCUCUGUGUGGGAGCAUCUACAAACAGGAUGGAUGCAGCAGGACAUUUCCCUCCUGUGAAUCAAGCACCGCAGUGUUCCAGGCAGAGGCCAAAGUGGCUGUAGAGGAUGGCACUGCAGAGGCCCACGUUUGGUUCUCCUCUGAGACGGUUCCUGCACUGUUGGUGCUAGGGGCAACAGAGUGGGAGGGACUUCAGUGGCGCAUGAGGGUCAGAGGCCACCUUCGACUGUAUGCUCGGGGGCGGGACAUGGUCAGCGAUAUGAAUCCGGAGGACCCUCUCGUGCAGUACCUGUGUGUGUUGUGUUCCAGUAGCAGCAUCUGUCGGGAGCUCACCCUCACCUGCCAACUACGCUCUCAGAAGCAAGAGCCCCAGCUGAGGAGGAUAAAGCGAGGAGAGAGAGAGUUCCUGACCAAAUUCCCCUCUCCACUUCAGCUGGCCUGCACACACACUACGCCACUGCCACACACACUCUGAGGUGUGUGUGCAUGUGUGUGUGUGUGUGUGAUUUUGUUUACCUUUAAGUCGAAAAUGUUCAGCAGUUCAGCAGCACUUCAGCAGUUCAUGACUUGUCGGGUGGGUUGUGCUGGAUAAAUUUAACCCAUCACAUGAAUAGAUCAGAACUUGGAAGAUGUGCAAUAAAUGUAAUUAAGUAUGUAAUUAUUGUUCAGAAAAUAUUUAAUGCAACAAUUAAAUAAAAUGUUCUUAAUUAUA
Molecule: messenger RNA, 4618 nt
Organism: Clupea harengus (Atlantic herring)
Lineage: Eukaryota; Metazoa; Chordata; Actinopteri; Clupeiformes; Clupeidae
Gene: ctc1
Product: CST telomere replication complex component 1
Biological process (GO): telomere maintenance via telomere lengthening; positive regulation of DNA replication
Cellular component (GO): CST complex
Molecular function (GO): telomeric repeat DNA binding; single-stranded DNA binding
Source: RefSeq, a predicted model, not a curated record